AUGGCCCUCGAUGCAUCAACCUUUGAAACUUUAACCCCUUCUCGCUUCAUUUCCUUCACAAUACCCCAUCCAUCAUGUUCCAAUUCACCCCUCCGAGUUGCCGUGCUAGACUCACUGCACCAACCCAAUGAAUUGCCUCAAGUUGGUGCCAUGUUGGUCCCUGAAGGUCGAGAAGUCGAUUGGAUCUUCUCCACUGAAUUGGGUCAUCUCCAACUCCUCUUUAGUACCCCUGAAAUAUCACGUUUGAUUCUCAUUGGAAACAACUUCAACGAAGGUACUGUACCUUUUCCUCCACGUGUUUAUCACCGCCCCUUCAACUGUUCAUUGCACCUACAGGGUUUUGAGGUUUGGUCAAAGCCUCUUCUUUUGGCCCUUUCUCCCAAAUCUUUGUUCAGAAAGGGCAUUCCUGAGAUACCCAUUUUGAUUUAUGAUGAUAACUUGGUUUCUAGUAUGGUGGUUCAUCAAUGUGUUGGGAUGCAUGUUGGUGAAAUGUUGGUUGAGGAUGUUGAAAUUGAAAAUGGCAGUGGGCUUUUGCAUCGUGGGAGGGAGUUUAGGAGGAGGUUGAGGUUCAAGAGGAUGCCUAAUUUAAUUCAGACUGAAAUCUGUAUUGUUCCAGAAAAAGAUGAUAGUGAUGGUUUGGAUGAUGUUCUCAUUGGUGGUGAUGUGGGGUUUGUGCCUGAUCUUAAGGUUUUGGUGCACCCUUACUUGGGGCCUAUGGUGGCUGGUCUUGUGUUGAAUAGUGAAUAUGUAGAGGGGAGGAUUCAGAAUGGGUUUAGACCGAAGGCUUUGUGCCUUGGGGUUGGAGGUGGGGCUUUGGUAUCCUUUUUAAGAACUCAAUUGGGUUUUGAGGUCAUGGGUGUGGAUAGUGAUAGUGAGGUUUUGAGGAUGGGAAGGGAGUAUUUUGGAUUGGAAGAAUGUGAGUUUGUUCAUGUAGUUGUUGGGGAUGCCUUUGAAUCUUUGAAGAAGCUUGUUUGUCAUGGAAAUUUGCAGCAUGAUUGUGAGGUUAAUGGUUUUAGGGGUCAUUUGGUGGAAGAUGAGGUCAAUGGUAAAUUUGAGGUUGUAAUGGUUGAUUUAGAUUCAAGUGAUAUAAGGAAUGGUGUAAGUUCUCCGCCAUUGGAAUUUGUUAGAAAGGAUGUUCUUCUUGCUGCUAAACUGGUUCUUUGUGAGUUUGGAAUUCUUGCUAUCAAUGUCAUUUCUCCCUGCAGGUCCUUCUAUGACAACUUAGUGAGUUCUUUUCAGGAUGUUUUUCACGAGCUGUACAAGAUAGAUGUAGGGAAUGGCGAAAAUUUUGUUCUUGUUGCCACUGCAUCACCUCUGGUGUUUUCAGCUGGGAUUUGUGAUAAUUCUUUUCUUAUGAGACUGAAAUCAGUUAUUCCAGAAGCAUAUUUGAACUCCAUAACAAAGAUAUAA
Messenger RNA from Sphenostylis stenocarpa, 1410 nucleotides. NCBI's taxonomy places the organism in Eukaryota, Viridiplantae, Streptophyta, Magnoliopsida, Fabales, Fabaceae. The record is from the annotation of a GenBank genome assembly.